AUGGAUUCCUCCAAGCACUCUGUUCCAGCACGCCCAUUUAAGUUGACUUUCAAAUGCACACAGUGCCGGUCGAAAACUUUCAACUCCGCCGAAGCAUUGGCCGCUCACCAGGCUGCAUUGGGCCAUGACCAGGAAGGCUAUGAACGUCGCGAAAAGUUGAAUAGCCGGAACCUGACAAUUGUAAACCGAUACUAUACGGCCUCGAAAAAUAGCACCAACGGAGACAAACAUCUUGGCCACAGAUCUGCACGAGAUAGAGAUGCUGGCAUUCGACUGGACCUUGCUACUCAUAAGCGAAAUUUUACGGUCCUUUCAGAGGAGGAACAUGGUAAUCUUCACGGUAAACUCUUAGCAGCAUGCCACUUAUCUGCACGCCUUAAGACACAGGGAUACAGACUCACAGUUGAACCCCCUGAAAGAAAGCCUCGUAAAGAGAGGCCGACAAAAGAGAAGUCGCCUGAGGAUAAGGUGAAUAAGAACUCUGAAGUGAAGCAACUCGAUGCGACGUCGCCCCAAAACAAGCCACCCGACAAAACGACCUUGAUGAGCUCGUCCAAACCCCCCAAAGACAAACCUCGAGAGCCCAUCCGUUUCUUUCACACGCCACAGUCAGUCCCUGGAUCAUCCCAGACAAGAAAAGCAAUAGCUCUCGACUGCGAGAUGGUUGAGGUAAUGGGUGGUCAGGAUGAGGUAGCCUUCUUUAGUGCCGUUGACUUCUUCACGGGAGAGGUGCUUAUCCAUAAGUACGUCCAACCUACGAAAAGAGUUGUCCACUGGCGAACACGGGUGAGUGGAAUUACACCGAUGGCCAUGAAUGAGGCAACACGAGCUGGCCAGGCGUUGUCUGGAUGGAAAUCAGCUCAACAAGCGCUUUGGAAGUACGCCGACACAAACACCGUCCUUAUUGGACACAGCCUCAACAACGACCUCAGAGUUCUUCGAAUAAUUCACCCAAGAAUUGUGGACUCUGCAAUCUUAUCGAGUGAAGCGGUUUUCAACCUGGCCCCCGAUGUGUCACUCAGACGGAUCUGGGCGCUGAAGUUGAUCACGAAGGAGUUCCUUAAUCGAGCCACUCAGACCGGAGGUAGAAGAGGGCACGAUUGUCUUGAGGAUGCCUAUAGCGCCCGAGAUGUCGUUAUCUGGUGCCUAAGGAACCCUGGUAAGUUGACGGUUUGGGCACAGAACGCCAGAGCCGAGCAUGAGGCCAAGAUGGAGCAGUUGCGCAAGGAGCGUGAAGCUCGGGCCCAGGAGGAGAAAGAGAAGAAGGAGAAAGAGAAAUCAGAGAAGGAGGCAAAAGAGAGAAUGAAGGAGUCGGAGAUGCUCGAGCAAACUGGGGAUGCGAACUCGAGUGCAAAGGUUGUGCCACCGGAGAGCUGUCAAUUGCUGGAUAACCUUGAAUUACCAGCCGAACCAAGUUGCCUUGCCUCAUAG
Molecule: messenger RNA, 1431 nt
Organism: Aspergillus versicolor CBS 583.65
Lineage: Eukaryota; Fungi; Ascomycota; Eurotiomycetes; Eurotiales; Aspergillaceae
Exons: 1
Coding region: 1-1431 (476 amino acids)
Biological process (GO): ribosomal large subunit assembly; rRNA processing
Cellular component (GO): nucleus
Molecular function (GO): exonuclease activity; nucleic acid binding
Source: RefSeq, a predicted model, not a curated record